AGUCGGCUGUAUUUAAAUGUGACACCACCGGAAGUUGCUGUACUAGCCUAGCUUGGUGCGCCGCUUUUAAAGCUGUCGUUGGCUGGUUUUUAAGCACUCAUUCCGCAGACAUGAAGCCGGCUGUGGAUGAAAUGUUCCCGGAAGGAGCCGGACCGUAUGUGGAUCUGGAUGAGGCAGGGGGCAGUACCGGGCUGCUGAUGGAUUUGGCUGCUAAUGAGAAAGCUGUGCACUCCGACUUCUUCAACGAUUUUGAAGACCUCUUCGAUGACGAUGACAUCCAGUGAUGAAGAUUUGCACUUUUCAAUCGUGAAACUUGUUGUGUCUUGUCAUGACUUUUUCCUCAUCUGUACAAAGUCGAGUUUAUGAUGUUGGGUUUAUUUUGUUGUCAAUAAAACAUUUUUGUGAAAAAUGAAUAA
Pangasianodon hypophthalmus (striped catfish) is the source of this 416-nucleotide messenger RNA. RefSeq names its product COP9 signalosome subunit 9 (gene cops9). The transcript has 3 exons. Gene Ontology annotation, biological process: negative regulation of protein neddylation. Bases 111 to 284 code for a protein of 57 amino acids. The record is from RefSeq and is a predicted model, not a curated record. Lineage: Eukaryota; Metazoa; Chordata; Actinopteri; Siluriformes; Pangasiidae.